Messenger RNA from Caenorhabditis angaria, 3046 nucleotides. The record is from the annotation of a GenBank genome assembly. NCBI's taxonomy places the organism in Eukaryota, Metazoa, Nematoda, Chromadorea, Rhabditida, Rhabditidae.
UUGUUGGCGUCGGUUCGUGAAGCAUUUGAUGCGCAAUUAUUGGAACUUGAAGGAGGAGUUGAUAGAGAAGCUGCAGCGAAAACUGGAGGUGUUAAACUGGCUUCUGAUGUAAGUUUAGGGGGAAAAUCUAACAUUUCCUUGAAAUUUCAGAUUUUUAGCUAGUUUCUAAAUGACUUUCUAAAUGGCUUCUGUAAUUUUCGAAAAAAUUCUGAUUUUCUGCUCAAAAUAUUUUGAAUUCUCAGUUUGAAGCGAAAAAUCAAGGAUUUUCAAGUUACAUAUAACAAACUAUCAAUUUGAAUAGUAGCGAGCAAACUUUCUUUCAAGAAAAAAAUAGGGAAUUAUAACAUACAUUUUUGAGAAAAAUACACUUUCAGAAUAUUCCUUUUUUUAUGUUACAUUGUGAUUGAAUGUAUGUUGAAAGCUUGAUCAGUGUCGAGGGUGAUAAUUUCCAAUGCAUGUUUAUUUAUUGCCGAUAAAAUAGAAAUGUAAAGAAAAAUCUGGAUGUUUUUUCUCUACAAUUUUUUAAAUGUAUAGGAUUUCUUGACGGUAUUUUGUCUACAUUUCAUUUUUUAUCACACGUGUUUUUCUAUUGCCCAACCAUAUUGUUUUCCGAAUAUGUGAAAAAUUGAGAGCAUAUUUUCUUUCAUUUUCCAUACACUUGCUUUUUCUAGUGAUUUUUCAGAUAAAAAGCUGGUUUUCUUUUGAAAAACGAAAAACAGAACAAAUACAAUGUUUUUCUCGAAAAUACAAAAAAGUUGAGUUUGAUAAUGCAAUUGCCUCAUCAAUUUAAUUGUUCUGAACAAAAUUGGCAAUAGGAGAUGCAAUGUGACAGCAUUUUACCCGAAAAAACACCAAAAAAAGCAAGCGAAAAAAAAAGAAAAAUCAUCGUGUCUGCAUUUUUGCGUACACUUGUGUGUGUGGUGACGCACAAAUGCACAAUGAUGAUUUUUAUUUUCUUUUUUUUCUUUUCGGUUGCUUUUUUGGUGUUUUUUCGGGUAAAAUGCUGUCACAUUACAAUUCCUAUCGCCAAUUUUGUUCAGAACGAUUUAAUUGAUGAGGGCAAUUGCAUUAUCAAACUCAACUUUUUUGUAUUUUUGAGAAAAACAUUGUAUUUGUUCUGUUUUUCGUUUUUCAAAAGAAAAGUAGCUUUUUAUCCGAAAAAUCACUAGAAAAAGCAAGUGAAUGGAAAAUGUAAGAAAAUACGCUGAUUUGAGGAAAGAAUAAAAACAUUUCCAUAAAACUUUACAUUUUUGUGUUUUUGCAAAAAAAUGUGCGUUACGCCUUUAGUAUAUCUUUCUGCGUUUUGCGUUACGCCUUUAGUCUAUCUUUCUGCGUUUUGCGUAACGCCUUUAGUCUAUCCUUCUGCGUUUUGCGUAACGCCUUUAGUCUAUCCUUCUGCGUUUUGCGUAACGCCUUUAGUCUAUCCUUCUGCGUUUUGCGUAACGCCUUUAGUCUAUCCUUCUGCGUUUUGCGUAACGCCUUUAGUCUAUCUUUCUGCGUUUUGCGUAACGCCUUUAGUCUAUCCUUCUGCGUUUUGCGUAACGCCUUUAGUCUAUCUUUCUGCGUUUUGCGUAACGCCUUUAGUCUAUCUUUCUGCGUUUUGCGUAACGCCUUUAGUCUAUCCUUCUGCGUUUUGCGUAACGCCUUUAGUCUAUCUUUCUGCGUUUUGCGUAACGCCUUUAGUCUAUCCUUCUGCGUUUUGCGUAACGCCUUUAGUCUAUCUUUCUGCGUUUUGCGUUACGCCUUUAGUCUAUCUUUCUGCGUUUUACCCUUGGAAAUGCGCGAUCAAAAAAUUAUUGAUGAUUAUUAUUUAACGUUUUUCUGAAACGUAAAAAAUCAGGGUUUUUUGUUGCGUGACCCAUAAAAAAUCCCGCUAUUUAAAGCCAAAAAUCAUCAAAUCUGGUCAUUUUAGAUUUCAUCUGAGCCACCUUCGGUUCCAGAAUCCAAAUCAAAAGAACAAGAAGAGCCGCACAAAGAGCACAGUGGAACAAAAAUCAAAGAGAAAAUAUCGGAUUUGAGUGUGAAGACACCAACAGCGGUGACUGCGACCAAUUCGAAAACAUCGACAACGACUGAGAGUACGAUUACUCUGGAUGUUAAACAGGAUGCGUUUGGAACACUUGAUGUAAGAUUCGGUUGAAAAUUGAAGCUCAAAAAAGAAUAUAUAUAUGUGGCCGAACAAUUUCGGUGGCCGAGAAAUGUCGGGAAUUCGGCCACAUAUAUUUUUUGUUUGAAUUUUUUGAAAAGUUUCAAAAAAAUGCUCAUAAUCUCUGGGUGAAAACGAAUGAGUCAUAAUUUUACAGGAUGAAGAAUUUGAAAAAGCCGCCGCAAACAUUCCAAAUCAACUCAACGAUGAAGACGAAAAGGAUAUCCUCCGCCUUGCUCCAAAAAAUCCUAAAAAUCGCCAAACGCCACAAGGCAAUGGAGAAAUGUCGAAGACAGCCGAAGAGAACGAAACGCUCGCCAAAUUCUUUUCGGGCAAAAAGUCGUUGACUCCCGAAGUUUUGGCGACACUCGAUGUUGGUCUCGAUAAAAUCAUUGAUCAUCUUCAUAAGAAUAAUUUGGCGAUUGAUGAGGAGACGAAACGAAUUAUUAAACAUCGCGAUAAAUUGAAGGCGGCGAUGAUGAAGGAGUUUUUGGUGUCUCCACAGUAUUUGCCGAAGAGUUGGACAGCUAAAUUUAAUCGUAAGUUUUGCAAACGUGCAAAAUUUCCUUGCUAGAAAGAUAAUUUUCAGAAUGGAAAAGUGAGGCUGAAAAUCAGAAAAAUGGUGUAAACUGGUUCCGAAUUCUAUUCGCCUAUCCAAAACAUAAAUCAUUUGAUGAUGGACCAGAAGACAUAUUUGGAAAUUUUAAUAAAAGAGAUCGAGGGCUUUUGAUUGGCCUUAUUCUUGGACCUGGAGAUGUCAAAUCAUUUGAGGAAACUAAACGGGAAGACGAUUGUCAGGGAAUGUUCCUUGAUACAAAAUUGAUUGAGCACGCUGGAAAUGAGCCGGAUUUGACGAGUGCAACGAAGACUUAUGUGAAUUUGGAGAAAAUGGAGAAGUAA